CGCACUGUGUUGAAUUCCCCCCCGAGAAACCCAAAGAUUCAGUAGCAGCAGCAGCAUCACUAUAACCAGCUCAAAUACCGACAAGGCAGAUCCAUUCAGCUCGCAGAUCAGCUAAACCCGAUCCUUGCCUAUUAAACGAGUAUUCUCAGCUUCCCUUAUUAUAGAAGGCAGAGAAAACUCGGUUUUCAGAUUCCGAUCCGCAUACCCUGUUCACUUUCCUUUCUCAACUUUAUUUUGCACCCAGCACAUUCGGCCAAAAUCCAGUUCAUACUCGGCAGCAAUGGAACCAAUUAUCGAUGAUUCGCUUGGUACAGACGCGUCUGGUGGCGAUAAGCCGCGCAUCAAGAUACAGCUCUACAAGACUGAGCCAUGCCAGAACUGGGCCCUCCACGGAAUUUAUACGGCGAUCUGUGCAAAUUCGCCCACGGAAUGUGCGAGCAGAGAUCGAGGCUCAGGCAUCCAAAGUACAAGACGUCGAUGUGCAAAGACUAUCCGCUGGGAAAGUGCUCUUUUGGAGAGCGCUGCAACUUUGCGCACUCGAUGGCCGAGCUGCGCAUUACGCUCCCCAGCCAGGUCAUGCAACCAGCCCCGUCGGCGCAAGCGCGAGCCUUGAUCCAGAACCCCCUUACAGUGCUGCCCGACGGCCGUAUGCUAUCUACGUUUACGCCCGUAACUAGCGCCAGUACCGCUGUUGGUGCUGGUGCUGGAUCUCCGGCCAACGCGAAGGGCAUUUAUGUAGCACCAUCCUCGAUGGCAGUUAGGCGUGUGGCAGGCGACCUCCGGCGCAACCAGUCGAUGGGCACGCUCAGGGUUGACCGAUCGACCAAUGUACCUGGAGGCGUGGUACCGGUACUCAAUUUGAAAAAUAUUGUCAGUUCCAGCGCAUCGACAUUUGAGUGCGCCAACCCAACCAACGUGGUUGCGAGCCCGGCCUACACAGCACACCCGCAGAUGUUGCCUGGUCCUCCUUUCUGCCAGCCGCCAGCCUCUCCUGCAGACUAUGGAAAGCAACCUAUCCAUCAUCUGCAGCGUGAGCAUGCCAACGUCGCUCGCCGUGUGGCCUCCUUUUCGCAUCUUCCAACUGCGAGAUCAUCUUCUUUGCAAACUUUUUCGCCCGCAGGUCCUGUCUUUACCAGCAAUGCAAGCGGCGGCUACUUGCAGGGUUUUUUGCUGGGCGGCAACCCAUCCGGUGCCUCUACUGUUAGCCACCUUCACACAUCACCACUUGCUCAGGUCUCUCCCAGCCAGUACUCGCCUGCCCUCUCCUCGGCAUCUUACCGCGAGUACGAUGAUGUUAUUACACCCGGGCCGCAGAUGGAUUCGGGCUCUCUGAGCGGUGAGUGGAUGCGUGCACACAAUCCGCAGCAGCAGCAACAGCAGCAGUCUAUUCCGCCGCAGCAGCAGCUUCUCAAGUCAUCCCAGCGCCGGACCCUCACAUCCAGCGUCAGCAUGCAGAACUUGCCUCGUUUCAAAAUACCGACAAACUGGGAUCAGCCGCAGCCAGGAACCCUGUCUCUGUCGUCAUCGAUUCCGGAAAGUCAGUCCAGAAUCAGCUCGCAAAACUCGGCUGCCACACUCAUCGACAGCGAUGUCUGGUCUAGCUCCGCAUGCAACAGCUUUGGGUUUGACGCGGCAAGCAAACCACACGAGUCGCGCUUCUUCCCAGCGUCAUCGGUACCAGGCAACUCUGCAGCAGCAAAUCAUUUGGGCAGCUACUAUGGUGCGCGCACACACCCGCACUCGCAGUUCCAGCAGCAGCUGCGGCGCCAACAGUCGACUGACGAUUGGAUUUCGCUACGCAACGCCCACCCGUCACCGAACACAACCGUUAAUUCUGGAUUAAGUGUUGAUUUAGGACUGGGUGGUCUGGCUUCCUCCCCUGGCACACAUAUACCCGAUAACCGCCUGAAUUCCCUCGACCAGCUGCGAACCGCCACUUCUACGCGCAAGAAUUUUAACAACCUUUCUUAUAACUCCACCCUGUGCCUUUAGCACGCGCACUCUAAUGGUUAAUUUUUUUGACUCACUUCUUUUCGCUAUUUUUAACUACCUAAUUUUUAUUUACAUCCACUGUCCUUGCCUUGCAGCAUAUGAAAAUUUCAACUUUAAAAAAGAACGAUAGACUAU
Kickxella alabastrina is the source of this 2127-nucleotide messenger RNA. RefSeq lists its product as uncharacterized. The coding region runs from base 370 to 1992 and encodes 540 amino acids. The record is from RefSeq and is a predicted model, not a curated record. The transcript is spliced from 2 exons. Gene Ontology annotation, molecular function: metal ion binding; mRNA binding. NCBI's taxonomy places the organism in Eukaryota, Fungi, Kickxellomycota, Kickxellomycetes, Kickxellales, Kickxellaceae.